Rhodamnia argentea is the source of this 1834-nucleotide messenger RNA. Its product is annotated as protein ACCELERATED CELL DEATH 6-like. The transcript is spliced from 3 exons. Gene Ontology annotation, molecular function: protein phosphatase 1 binding; protein phosphatase regulator activity. Gene Ontology annotation, cellular component: plasma membrane. The coding region runs from base 84 to 1832 and encodes 582 amino acids. The record is from RefSeq and is a predicted model, not a curated record. NCBI's taxonomy places the organism in Eukaryota, Viridiplantae, Streptophyta, Magnoliopsida, Myrtales, Myrtaceae.
AUAUUCCGGUACUCAUAGCAUGUGUUGAUAAGUUCACUUGCAACUACUCUCUGUCCUGCAAGCGGUAAAGAGAGAGUGAGAGUAUGCAUCCUGAAGUGUAUGACGCUGCAAAGUCGGGAGACUUUGAUUCCCUAAUCACAACAAUUUCGGGAAACGGAGAGGACCUUUUCCACGGAACAACGCCAAAUGAGAACAACAUUCUCCACGUCGCGGCUCAACACAAGCAGGUAAAUUUGAUCAAACAUCUUCUUCAAUGUCCAUCAGGACCGUCCCUUCUUUGGCAGGGGAACUCCAAAGGAGAUACUCCCCUGCAUAUUGCAGCCACACUGGGAAGCUGCGAAGCGGUUCGAGUCUUCACCGAUCUGGCAAAGUCACUGCACUGGGCUGUCGAAAACGGACAUAUUGACGCGUGCAAUGAGCUGCUUCGAAAGCAGAAUUCGCACAUGGAUACUGCCCUGCACUGUGCAGUAAGAGGAGACCAUGAUUGGGUAGUGAAGUUGCUGGUUGAAGAAGCUCCUCAAUUGUGUGAUAUUACUAAUGCUGCUGAUGAGUCUCCGCUUUAUCUUGCAAUAUAUCGAGGACGUUUGGAUAUCAUUGAGGUGAUUUUAGGUGCUUCCUCGUUGUCAUCCUCUCAUAAAGGCCCUAGGGGAUUGACACCUCUGCACGUCGCAGUUAAGUGUCCACUGACAAUUUGGAGGAAAAUCCUGGAGAAGAGACCAGAAAUGAUCAGAGAAGGAGAUGAUAUAGGUUGGACUCCUCUGCAUUACGCCGCUUCCAUGGGCAAAGUUGAAGCAGUUCGACUGCUCCUGCAGCACGAUACUUCUGGGGCAUACGACUUGGACAAAGAUGGGCAGUCGGCUCUUCACAUUGCAGCGUGUCUAGGCUACCGCCAUGUCAUUGACGAGAUUGUUAGAUCAUGUCCUGAUGCUUGGGACAUAAGAAACCUCAAAGGGCAAACGGCUCUUCACGCAGCUGCAAUGGGUGGACGAGUAUUUGUAGUCAUGUACAUACUCCGGAGGCCAAACCUGGAGUAUCUUAUCAAGGAACAAGAUACCAAUGGAAAUACGGCUCUGCAUUUGGCUGCGCUUCAUAAAAAGUACAUCAUCAUAUACAGACUUGCACGAGACAAGAGGGUGGACCGUUUCGCCACAAAUAAGGAUCAUAUGACUGCCCUUGACAUUUUUUCGGUUCAUAAGGAGGUCGGUUACAGAGCUGCAAAAGUUAAACAUGUGUUGGAAGGAUCUGAUGGAAUGCCGGUUUUUCAAGACCGGGUUAUUGACUAUAAGAAGAGGUUUGACCAACAAUUUGUGGACGAUCAACCAACUUUCACAAGAAUGUCAAAGAAAAGCAUUAUCAAGCUUCAACUACUAGCAGCAGCGCUUAUAGCCACAGUGACUUUCGCUGCGGCUUUCACGAUGCCCGGGGGUUAUAACAAUGAUGGACCGAACCAAGGAUUGGCGGUUCUUGCUGGCAGGGCAACUUUCCAGGCCUUUGUGAUAGCUAACAGUACAGCAUUCGGUUUCUCAAGCCUGGCAUUAGUCUUACACUGCCUUACUGAUUUCAGGUUGGAUAGCCAUCAGGCGAGAUACACCCACAUGGCGGGACUUUGCAUUUGCAUCGCAGUACUCGGGAUGGUAUUGGCCUUUGGUUGUGGUACGUACGCAGUAUUGACCAGAACCAUCGGACUUGGAAUUUUUCCUUAUGUCCUGUGUGGAUGUCUCUUUAUCAUGUACUUUAUGGGUGGUUUCCUUGACCCCCACACUUCUGUCAUGAACCGAUGUUCUUCGACAAGACUUGUCCGAAACUUUCUGUUUGAUUGGGGGAUGUUCUAGGA